UUCCCUCCCUCAGUUCAGUCAAUCAGUCCGUCAGUGCUUGAGAGUCGUGUGUUGUUCGUUGGCGGCGGCGGCGGCGCAGGACGGGACGGUCUGCUCUGGCCGGUUGGUCGGUCGGUGUUGGAUGGAGGGUCCCGUCCGCCUCGCCUGCUCUCUCUGGAAUGUACUGGGGGGCGGCUGCCGAGUGGGAGCGAGGGCUCUAUGGGCGCAGGCAGCGCCGCUGCUGCCGCUGAGGAGAGGCUCUUCAGUGAUUCUCAUUAAUCUGAAGCUCUUUGCCACAACACUUUCUAACUUGGCACUAUGCAUCCUGAUCCUGGACCUUUACAAGAACUACUUUUUCUUAUAGUUACCAUUUGCUUCUCAACUACAGCUUCAGACUUGAUUCCUCACUUUGUUUCUGAGCCACUUUCUACCAUCCAGAAACCUGGUGCAACUGUAAAGCUUCAUUGUACUGCUGAGCCCUCUACAGCUCAUGUAGCUUGGCUAUUCAAUGGAGAGAAAUUACACAAGAAAGUGGAGCAAGUAGACUCACAGCCAGGAUACCUUACAAUCUUCUCCCUUAGCCCUUCAAAUUCUGGUGUAUAUCAAUGCAUAGUCAAUAACAGCAUUGGUGCAAUUAUCAGCAGGCCUGCAACAGUAUCUAUUGCCUAUCUUGAUGAUUUUGAGACCUCAGUGAGGAACACAAUUGUUGCGGAAGAAGGGAAUACUGCUUUAAUCAGUUGCAAGCCACCAAAAAGUAGUCCAGAGGCACAUAUUCGUUUCCGUGUACGAGGGAAAUGGCUGGAACAAUCAACAGAAAACUACCUAAUUCUCCCAUCUGGAAAUCUGCAAAUUUUGAAUGUAUCUUCAGAUGACAAAGGAUUCUAUAAGUGUGCAGCAUAUAACCCAGUCACUGAUGAUCUUAAACAUGAACCCAGUGGACAUAAGCUCAUAAUCAGCAGCUCUUCCUCAGACAACUUUCACAUUGUUCAUCCCACCACUUCUCAGACUUUGGCAGUACCUCAGCACAAUCCUUUGAUGUUGGAAUGUGUUGUUAGUGGGCUGUCUGUUUCUUAUGUCCAUUGGUAUAAGGAUGACCAAGAUGUACUCACUAAAGGCAGGUGGAGAAUGCUUCACUCUCAUCUUAUGAUAGACUCGAUUAAUACGUCAGAUGCUGGAAAUUACUCCUGUGUGGUGGAUAACAAGUCCGGAGUUGUGAAACAUGUAAACUACAGUAUAAAUGUACUUGAAUCGCCAUCAAUUUCAAAAGGAUUGCAAGAUCAGUUAGUGUCCCUGGGUAAAAAUAUACAUCUUUCCUGUGAAAUACAUGGAAACCCGACACCUAACCUCACCUGGUACCAUAAUGCAGCUCCUGUCCAUCUUUCUUCACGGCACUUUCCUUCAGGAAACAAGCUGAGAAUUAAUGGUUUCACCAGAGAAGAUUCAGGGUUGUAUCAGUGUUUAGUCAACAAUGGCAUUGGAUUUGUGCAGUCUACUGGGAGACUUCAUUCCCAAGGAGACAGAGGCUUCAAGCCAACUAUAACCUCGCUGCCAGCAAACAGCAGAGUAGCAGAAGGUGACACAGUCACGCUGUCCUGCAAUGCCACUGGGUUGCCUCCGCCUGUAAUCCGUUGGUACAACAGUCAUGGGCUGAUUACCAGCCAUCCUUCACAGGUGCUUUAUUCAAAAUCACGGAAGUCAUCCUCCCAAGCAAGAACUGGCAACUCCAUUUCAGACAGAACCUACUUCAUCAUGUCUCGCAGUGGAUCAAGCUCCUUAUAUGUUCAGCCUGUUACAUCAGAGCAUGCUGGGAAAUAUACCUGUGAAGCAAUUAACGAAUAUGGGACUGCUCGUUCCGAAGCUUUCCUUACCGUUGAUUCCUACGAAGCUAGUACAAAAGCAGAAGAAAUUGCUCCUGUGGAAAUUGCCCAGAGCGAUGAAGGAGAUGGAGAUUAUGAUUCCGAUACCGGCCUUCAAAGUUCAUCUCCAACAGAGAUUCUUACUGAAGAAGUUGCUACAGAAAAAACAUCCAGUGGCAUUUCUCCACCAGAAGCUCCAAUCAUUCUCAGUCCUCCACAGACUCUUAAACCAGAUCAGUACAAUCUUGUAUGGCGCCCUGGAAAAGAUGGUGGUCAGCCAAUUAAUGCCUAUUUUGUGAAAUAUCGCAAGUUGGAUGAUAAUCUCAAUGUUACCAACUGGAAUACAGUUCGUGUCCCUGGAAGCGAAAAUGAACUUUCUCUCUCAGAACUGGAACCUUCCAGUCUCUAUGAAGUCUUGAUGGUAGCCAGAAAUGUGGCUGGUGAAGGCCAGCCUUCCAUGCUUACUUUCCGUACUAGCAAAGAAAGAACCUCCUCCUCAAAAAAUACUCAGGCUCCCUCUCAACCAGUUGGUAUUCCUAAGCACUCUGUCAUUCAAGAAGGGGCAACCAACAAUUUUGGAGUGGUCCUUCCAGAUUCAUCUCGACAUAGUGGAGUACCUGAGGCACCAGAUCGACCUACUAUUUCCACGGCAUCAGAGACUUCUGUUUAUGUCACUUGGAUCCCACGUGCCAAUGGUGGAUCACCCAUCACUGCCUUUAAAGUAGAAUAUAAACGCAUGAACAGGAACAGUGAGUGGCUGGUUGCAGCUGAUAACAUCUCCCCUUCCAAACUUUCAGUGGAAGUUGGCAGUUUGGAUCCAGGAGCUGCAUAUAAGUUUCGUGUGAUUGCUAUUAAUAACUACGGGGAGAGCCCACGAAGUUCUGCCUCUCGGCCUUAUCAGGUAGCUGGCUUUACCAAUCGGUUUUCCAACCGACCCGUCACAGGACCACACAUUGCUUACACUGAGGCGGUCAGCGACACUCAGAUCAUGUUAAAGUGGACUUAUAUCACUUCAAGCAACAACAACACACCCAUCCAAGGAUUUUAUAUUUAUUACCGGCCAACAGAUAGUGACAAUGAUAGUGAUUACAAGAGGGAUGUUGUGGAAGGCACAAAGCAGUGGCACUUGAUAAGUCACCUGCAACCUGAAACAUCUUAUGAUAUUAAAAUGCAGUGCUACAAUGAAGGAGGUGAAAGUGACUACAGCAAUGUGAUGAUCUGUGAGACCAAAGUGAAGCGCACACCUGGAGCAUCAGAAUACCCAGUGAAGGACCUUAGCACACCACCAAAUUCUCCUGAUCGUGGAGUUGGGAGUAAUGCUGGUCAACCAAAUGGUCCCGUCCGAAGUAGUGACAUGUUAUACCUGAUUGUGGGCUGUGUCCUUGGAGUGAUGGUGCUUAUUCUGAUAGCCUUCAUUGCUAUGUGCUUGUGGAAGAAUCGCCAGCAAAUUGCCAUGCAGAAGUAUGACCCUCCUGGUUACCUUUACCAACGUGCUGAUAUCAAUGGGCAAAUGGUUGAGUACACAACAUUACCAGGCACAAGUCGUAUCAAUGGCAGCAUACAUGGAAACUUUAUCAGUAAUGGAAACCAUAAUAAUGGUUGCCUUCACCUCCAUCACAAGGUUCCUAAUGGAACGAAUGGAAUCAUGAAUGGUGCUGUAAAUGGAGGAACUGUUGUUUAUCCAAGGCACACUAAUUCCCUGUCCAGAGCGCACAUGGAAUAUGAACACACCCACCACCUCGGAAAUGGUGGUGGUGUAUACACAGCUAUGCCUCAGACAGACCCUUCAGAAUGCGCGAACUGCCGGAACUGUCGGAACAAUAACAGGUGCUUCACUAAAACCAGUGGCACUUUUGGAAGCAACCCUGCAGCUGUGAUGCCCAUCGUAGCACCUUAUCAGCAGGACAGUUUAGAAAUGAAACCGUUGAAUCAUAUGAUGGUUGCGAUGUGCUUAGCGUCCACAACCCCCGGAUGCAAUGCCGAGGCAGAGGAAGACGGCAAGGAGAAAGUGGAUCCCCCAUCUCUUCGGGACUCCUGUGACCAAGAAAAUGUGAAUCCACUCAGUACAGAUUGUAUAGAAGAUCACAGUGCACAUUUGGAAACAUCAGAUCACAUGUUGAGCUGGAGCCCCCUUAUUCUCCAGCCUUUUUCAAAAGACUGUAAUGAAAAGACAGAAGGGAUUUCAAAUGGCGUUACGUUGGACGGUUUGGGGAGUCUUCGACAGCUCCAAGUACAAGAGACUUAAGGAACUGACCUCCUUCCCCUCCCCACUUAAAGCCAGUAACUGCACAGCAGAGUCGCUGAAAGAGACUUACAACAGGAUGUUAAUUAUAAAAAAUGCUAUUUAUUUUUUGGUGUAGUGUCCUAUGAAUGUAUGUUUUUAAGAAAGCCUUUUGCCUUUUCAUUUUAUUUAUGUCUUGAGAAAUUCCUUCCCAUCCCUCCCAGCACAACACCAUUGUGACUAUCUGAAGGUAUGUUGUCAUUACAGGAAACAUACUAAAAUGUUUUCCACGGACAUUGGAAGAAUACAGCUUCAUUAUAGUGCAAACAUUUAGGUGAAGUAACUUAUUGGAUUGGUUCAGAUCCAAGUUGAUCUUCGGUUUAUAAUUUACAAUUUGGUGAUAUAACUCCACAGGAUGGUUCAGUGCAAAUGAAAACAGAAUGAACUGUUGGCUAUGGAAAUUUAAAUUGUUACAGCAUAUUAAUGAACUGUUGCCACCUAACUCUAAACACCCUAAUGUGGAAAAACAUGGAACUUGCAAUGGAAGUCUGGUUCUCAGUCAGUGCUAGCGAAUACUUGUUGGAAAAUGGCAGGACUGAAGAGAGGCUCAUUUAAGUGAAUGUAGUAGUUGAGGUGUGGAGUUCUUGCCAUACUCGUUCCAGAUAGUGAAAGGACAACAUGGGCAACAAUUAAUGGUUGGCAGACACAUAUGUAACCCUUACUGCUGGGUGGAAGAGUUGAGCAUGGGUAUUUUGCACCGGCGCCCCUUGUUGCCAUUCUAAAGUGUUUUGAUUUGUUUCCUGAUGUUCCUGUUAUGUGUCCUGUGCAUCAAGGAGAAUGUACAGGGCACAUUUUCUACUUGGGUUAGGUGAGCUUUUUUGAAAGGCUUUGUAGGAUGCUUGGGUUAAAAAAAGCAAGGGGAGAAUUUGAUGUCAGUGAUUUAGGAAAGCAAUCAAAAUUGUUCUGGAUUGAAAAUGGCUCCCUCCUAUCUCCCCACCCCCACCCCCUCAAAUGUGUGUUUCUGGCGUUUGCUUUAAGGGUAAAUAAGUUCAUACACGGUCCACAUUAAGGAAAUAGAGAGGUAAACACCAGGAGGGAAAUGGCCAGAAUGGAGGAAGUUCAGAAUAGUUGUCCUGGUUAAUCCGCAGUUAGAACCUUUAUAACUAGUCACUUUCACAAGAUGGAGCAGUAUUGAGAGAGGUUUGGGGACAAAAGUGCUAGUUGUUGGUAGUUAAGUUUAGCAACACAUUCUAUGAAAUAGGUCGUACAAACUCACCCUUUGCCAGAAGUUGGUCCAGAAAAGGGUUCUGCUUUGGCUGCUUUAUAAAUACACUGGAGCAUUACACAAUCAAGCUUAGAAUGUAAGGCCUCUAGAACAUUUUGUUCAUUUGGUUUAGGCACCAGCUUCAGACUCAAGUCCUUUGCCUUACACCUUCCCAGGGUUGCCAACUUGAAUAAAAUAUUGGGGGGGGGGAGCUUCCCAAAAAUUGUCAUGAUUAUUCUGUGUAUCUUCAUGGAACUUGGAUAAUAGGUGUAAAAGCAGGGCAGUCAGGGUUGGGGGUGAUGCAGAAUGUUUAACACCCUUGUUUCACUUCUUUUGGAGUACAAAAUAGCGGCUUCGCCCCACAGCGCCCAACACUAUUCAAUGGUUGUGUCAGACUUGCAGCCAAGUUGUACAACACCUGUAUAUGUAUCUUUAAGAAAGGUGCCUGUGCUUCAGAAAUAGCUGAGGGCACAAUGUGGACGUCACAAGGCUAGCUGCAUAUUUCCACCUUCUCCCAGUUUUAACCAGCACAAAUAAAACAAACUUACACUUGUAAAAGAGCUCCACGAAUUGGAGGCACGUAACACUAUAUUUGCAGUCGCCCCGCGGCAAUAUGAAUUCAUUUUCCUAGCUAGAUCCAGGAACUAGAAACGCCCAUUUGAAGAAGGGGUGAGGGGGGGAAUAGAGGAAAGGCCAAAUAUACUGAAUAGUAAUUGCAAGCCCCUUACAGAAGAGCAGAGGUGCUCAUAGGUGCAAUGUACCAUACUGAGUAACAUUUGUGUGUUUUGUGAGUGUGUGUGUGUGCGCGCGAUAAAAACAAGCUUUGUAUUUUUAUAUCUGUUGCAGCAAUUGUCAAAUGCUGUGUGUGUAUAUAGUGUGCGAUUAUUUUAUAUAAUAUAUUAUGUAUAUUAUAUAAUUUUAUAAAUAAGGCUCCCUAAUGAGAAUUUGCAGUGCUUAUUUGGGUUACUGUGCAAGGACCUCUUUCUUUGUAGGAAAUUAGAACAAGAUUCAAUUUAUAAUUAGGCCCACAGAACAUCUCUGCUGCUCAUCUCCAAACUAAACUAACGGCUGGAGACUUCCGAGAAAUUACUUUUCAAAGCCUUAGAGGGGGAGUGACAACUAGUAAACGAAUGUGACCUGGUGGAAGCAAAGUCCCAGCUGGUUUGGAGACAAUUAUUAUAUAUGCCUUUUCAAAAAGCAAGAAUGUCAGAGUACCUUUGAUGUGGGAAUUUAAGGGAUUCUGGCACCUUCUCUGUCAUACGAGGCCACUUCAGUUCAAAAGAGUCCAGGCAGGUAACAUGAGCCUUUCGAUGUGGAACUGAGAAAGUCAUACUUGGAGGCUGGGAAAGAGUUUGUAAUCUGUUGUAGUAGAAUCUCAUCAAGGACUGCUUUAUUUAUAUUGUGUGACACUGUUUUAAGUGUUUUUCCUUUUUAUUGUAUUUUAUUUAUAAAAGUUAUAUAUUGCCUUUAUAUUUUAGGGGGAUUGUGAGUUUUCCCUCAAUCAUAGGUGUGUAAUUAUGAACCUUGCAAAGCAUAGACAAGUGGCCAAGUUUCUCUGAUCCACCUGCUCAUUCAGUUCCAUAUUAGAUUCUGACUAAUGACUUCUGGCCAGGAAACCUAAGAAAAUCUUGUUUUUGCAUGUACUGAUGGAUAAUAAUGUGCCUUCUUACUUGGUAUCCACUUAAGCUGUCACUGCCUUUUCAAAUUCAUUAAGCACAAUAAAUUUGUGGGACUUUUUAAUGGCUCACAAAGCACUUUCAUGAGACUUACAGCAUCUUGUUUAAAAACUUUAGAAUGCUAGCUUCUCAAUGUUUCCAGUCCUCAUGUCUUCACAGAGCUUUGGAACCAAAUAAGCAAGUAGAAGUCUAAACUCCACAUUCAUUCUCAUGCUUUUAGUGUUUAGUAUAUUUUCCCUGAAUAUUUCUCAUAUACAAAAUUCAUGAUCAGAAUAUAUUACUGCCGCAGACAAAAUGCUGCAUGUCUGCCAUCAGUAGUUUGGCAUCUGACACGUGUCCUCAUGGAAAGAUGCAGAUUAUGUUAAAUCAGAAACAAAAUGCACAAUUUUGGCUUGCGGUAGGUUAGAUGUUCUCCUUUUGUUCAUCCUUAAGGUCUCUGACUCAUUAGAAGGGCUUCUGACUAUUUUAAAAUGGCAAGAACUGAUGCAGCAAUAUAUUAUUAUACCACAGCUAUCCAUGUUAUGCAUGGCACUAGCAAGUCUGUAAGUCCAAGCACAAAAUUGGCAAAUAUGUCCCACUGAAAUCUGUCGUCCUUACUUCAAUAUAAGGAGCCAGUGCUGGGAAACCACUUCAGCUUUGACAAGUUUUUUUUGAACAACUUUCUUGAUGGCAUAUGUCCUGCCUAUGGAACUGAAGUGUUUCCCAACCUGGUGCCCUCUGUAUGUUGCUGGAUUACAAUUUCCGUAAUCCCGAAACAUUGGUCAUACUGGCUAGAGCUGAUGGAGUCCCACAACUUCUUAAGGGUACCAGGUUAAGGGAUACUGGUCUUCAUUAUAAAAGGUCUGAUCCCCCUCCAAUCUCUUAAAAGCAACUUGGUUAAAUAAAGUAUUGCUGUCUAAGCAGCAAGCGUUCUAAUAUUUGUAAUUCUUGUUCUUUUGCAAAUAAAUGGUUUUAAAGAUGCAUGUCUUUUGUAUCAUAUAGAAAAAAAUACACUAUAUUUUCCUUUAAAAGUUGUAAUAUUCUUUUUUAAAAAAGAAAAUUGUACAUAUGUUUAAAUGAUGUAGGUUUGGGCAGGAUUUUCCUUGUUUUUAAUAUUAAAGAGAAUGCUGCUGCUUUGGUGUAAUAGUUACAA
Molecule: messenger RNA, 8128 nt
Organism: Podarcis raffonei (Aeolian wall lizard)
Lineage: Eukaryota; Metazoa; Chordata; Lepidosauria; Squamata; Lacertidae
Gene: CDON
Product: cell adhesion associated, oncogene regulated
Exons: 20
Coding region: 298-4080 (1260 amino acids)
Biological process (GO): axon guidance; nervous system development; cell-cell adhesion
Cellular component (GO): plasma membrane; axon
Molecular function (GO): protein binding
Source: RefSeq, a predicted model, not a curated record